Molecule: messenger RNA, 783 nt
Organism: Brenthis ino (lesser marbled fritillary)
Lineage: Eukaryota; Metazoa; Arthropoda; Insecta; Lepidoptera; Nymphalidae
Source: the annotation of a GenBank genome assembly
AUGGUUAUACAAGUUGAACCCGAAGAACUGUUGGAUACUAAAAUUCAAAAACAUAAAAUGGAAUCCAAAAAAUAUAUUGUUUUUAAAAAUCACGUACGAGAAAUAAAGGAACAGCCAGAAGAAGUAAAAAUUUUAAAAGAUUUAAAUGAAGAAAAACACGAAAAAUACAAUAAAAAUGAAGUGCACAAACAGAGUUCAUCGUCGUCAGAAGACGAUCAAAUAAAUACAGUUAUUGCCACUAAGGAUUUAGAAGAAUUAAAAACAGUAUAUAAAAAAUGCAAAUCAAUUUUAAAUAAAAUUGAAACAAAGUAUGGACACCUAUUAGACUUAAAUGAUGAAGAUGAGUACAGAUACCCGAAAAGAAAGAGAGUAAGUUUAAAUGAUAAUUUUCAACAUAAAUGUAUAUGCACUCCUAACAAGAAAACAAUUUUUACAGAAGACGGCCAACAAGUAUCACAGACAGAUAUUAUAUCAGAAAGUCAUAUAUGUGUCUCGAACAAUAAGUAUCAAAAUACAUAUGAAAGUAUUCAAGUAGAUUACGAAAAUGAAUAUACCAUUUUGCCAGAUAAUAUACAAGAACUAACAAAAAUACUGAAGGAUUCAGAAAUAACUAGAAAUUUUAGAAAUAGAGUUAUAGAAAAAAUUAGGUAUUUGAGAUAUGAAAACCUCAAUGAAAUAAAAUAUAAAAAGGAAUCUUUAGUGAAAAAAUUAAAAUCUAAUCCAGAAGAAAUUAUAGAUUUUAAAGGGACUAAUAUAUCAUCUUUACCAGGAUAUCCAACAACA